AAAUAAAUUUAAUUAAUUAUAUAAUUAAAUUGUAUUAUAAUUAUACAUAUAUAAUUAUAUAGUUAAAUAAAUUUAAUUAAUUAUUAAAAUUUAACUUAUUCCUAAAUAAUAAUUAUUUUUUAAUGAUUUUUAAUUUUUCGGCAAAAAUACUAUAGAGUAUAAAAUUGCCGUAAUGAGGUGGUUACAUAGAAUUAUUAUCCUUUUUGGUAUUACUAUUUAUUUGAGACAUAGCAAUCUGUUAGAUGAAGAAAUUGAAGGUGUAUGAUAUAAUGGAUUAUAUAGGAUAAAUGCAUUCACUAUUAUACUUCGUAUAAUAUUUGGUCAAUACAUAUGACAUAUAUAUAUUACAUCAUAUUGUUGUAAUAUUAUAAGCAUCCCACCUACGGUUAAGAAUGUAAUAAUUUAUGAUUUUCAUACACUCAGUUUAUUACAGAUAUCUAGAGUACGUCGUAAAAUAGUAACAUAUAUGAAUUGCAUAAAGCUCGGUUUUUUUUCAAUAUAUUUGAGAUCUGCAAAUGAAGUUUCAAUGAGAUCAUGUAACUGCCAUGACUAAAGAUGUAUUUUAAUUUUGAAUGGGUGAUGUACUAAGUUAAAAUGGGAAAUUACAAAUAAAUACACAAUAUGCGACGUCUGACUUUAUUAACAUUUUUGUCAUGAUAUGCGACGUCUUGAUGUGGAUUUCGUUCGUUCGAAUAAAUAACAAUUCGCUAAUUGGCUUUUACUUGAUUAAGAUGAUUCAUCAAAACAAUGUUACCGAGUGUUUCGUAAAUAAGAGGAAAUCGUUGUUGUUAUAAUGUAUUUAUUUUAACUUUGGAAAAAAAGAAGAGUCGUGGGCAGUAGCUAAUGUGACUAUUGUGUACGUUGAAUGUACAUUCAAUAUUUGAAGCGCAUUUGACAUGCGUAUAAUUAAUGUUUAAGAACUCGUUCGAUUUUCAUUUCGAGUAGUAGGCUAUAAUAGGUUUCUUUAUUUGUGUUGCAAAUAGAAGUAUGAAAUCCUAAUCGAACGAGUUUCGAAAUCUUGUUUCUUCGGUCGCGUUCAUGGCUCGAAAUUCAAGAAAAUAAACUAUUGAUAAGUCGUUUGUUACGCAAUAAAGGAUCGUUCGAUGCGAAUAGUUUCAUAUAAUUAGAUGAUUUCAAUACGCUGCUUCGUAUAUGAAUUUAUGUAUGAAUAAAUAGCGUGCCAUUGGUCUCGACAGAGUUGUGUAAGUAAUAGUCGUUCUUCCUAAUACGGUUCGAGACCUGUGUUUGAAUUGUCAUAAAUUUAAUUCAUCAAUGAGAUAAAUAAGGAAAAAAAUUACCGGGGACGUGGUACGUAUAUUUCUAUCGAUCUAGUGAGUUCAAGAGAGGUAAGGGUUUACAAUCCUCUCGAGCUACUAUCAAUAGUUUAUUUUCUUAAUUAUGAACACACUUGUUCCACGAUUAAUGGCAUAAUAGGUUUAGAAUAAAUGUGUUUCAUAAUAACACAGAAAUAUUUUUAAGAAAUGAAGCGUGUCAUUAAAAAUAAUAUAAAACAAGUGCAAUAUGAAAGUACAAAAUUUAACCUUUCAUUUGAACUUUGUAUAUUUUACAAAAAAAAAAGAAAAGAAAGAAACGGAUAUAUGGACGACUUCUCCGGUACUCUAAAUUCUAGUUAUAAGAAUUUUGAAAAUGUUUUACCAUUAGAAUCUCAAGAACCUGUAAGACCAUGAUCCUGAUAACGUACUUAUAUAGCGUUGAAUUUUUGGAUAUUCUCUAAUGAUAACGAUAAAACGAUGGAGCGGUUUAGAACGAUUUAAAAAUAAACAAUUUUCUAAUCGCUUGAACGUUAUCCUGAAUUUUGUAUGAUCGAAUAUUUAUAUUCGAACGACGAAUUCCAUAUUAUUUAUGGAUCGAUAUAUAUAACAAUGGAUAUUAAGUAGUUCCAGUAGCGAUCUGAUUGAUCUUUGGUAUAAUUGUAGAGUAAAUGUACAUACAUAUAAUUAUUUUCCAAAAAAAUACUCAUUGUUAAAUGUAUAUGACGGAAACUGUUAUAGAUAAGGCUAUUAUCGUCAUUUAUAUUAAUUGAGAUAAUAAACGACAUUUCGAUUAAAUAACAUUUUUCCAUAUUAUUGCAUUGAUAGUGUAUAUUUAAAGAAAAAAAAUGUUAUUCGUAUAUUAUACAUGUGUGACAAUCGUAUUUUUUUAUUUUUCUUUCUCGCAUUGUUUUACUUUCGUUGAAUAAAUUUGCGGCCCCGUGUCCAUAAGUUUCUAUCAUAGAUAAGUAAUUAAGUAUAAUCUUUGUAUAUAUAUUACCUAAAAUUACAUAAUUAAUUAUUUUUAAUACAUAUACUGAUUCGUUUCGAGAUUCAGAAACUCUGAAUUACAUGAUAUUUAAUUUAAAUAUCUUUAAGAUUUUCUUUUUUUUAAUUGUGAUUUUGCAUUGUUAGUAGAAGGAUAUUUUAAACUAAAAACGAAGAGAUAUUAUCGAACUACAUACAAGUUAACUCGUGUGAUUGUACAUUUUAUAUGAUAUAUCGUACACACACAUGCAAUCACACGAAAUAAGUCUACCUGCAUUACAUUCGUGUAUCGCUAAAGCGCCGUCUACCUGUUGCAUUCACCACUAUAAGUGCCUGAAUUCCAGUUUCAUCCAAAAUCCUUUAGGAGAACGAAAGACUAAUUAGAUUUCUGGUUCGAGACUUUACCGUUAUACUCUUAGUAUAUUUAUAUUCUUCGAUGUAAAAUAUCUUAAAUACUUUUACUUAAACUUUACUACUUACACACAGAAGAUUUGUACAACAUUUAUUAGCAUGUUUAAUAUGUGUACUUCUGUUAUGCUGUGCCUGGCCUCAGUGAAUUUUUGACAUUUAACGAUUCAUGUUUUGGAAGUGUGAUUUUAACGCAACAUUGAGGGAAAAGAAUGGCUUUUUUAUGUCCAGUGCGUAUACGGCGAGGAAAGAAAAAGAAACCUGGAGUACAUAAUUUUAAUUUGGAAAAAGAUUGUGUUGGAGGAGGUGGUACAGGUUUGGGUUUAGGAACCAAAGUACCAUUGCCGCCUGGUCGUAUAACAGGAAGUGCUAGUAUUGAAACUUUAGUUAGAGUAGGUAUUGAAAAAGAAAAUGGACUUUCACCAGAUAGUAAAAUGGUCAUUGUCCAUGACUUUACGCCUUGUGUUGACGAUGAGCUCCAAGUGAAACGUGGCCAGGUUGUAAAUGUUUUGUAUAGAGAGAAUGAUUGGGUGUAUGUAAUAGCAGCUGAUACUCGUAUGGAAGGCUUUGUACCACAUUCAUAUUGUGCACCUUACACAUCGCAGCUUGCUGAAUUAACACUUGCUACUCUUAUGAACAAUGUGAAAAAGAAACUACCAAGGUCUAAUGAGACUGAUUGUGAUUUUGCUGGUACAGGUCGUUCGCAAACAGUUGAUGCACAACAAACUGACACAGGAUCUGCAUCAGACUGUGAAAGUUAUGCUCGUAAUGUGACUACUGCUGAUACAAAUGUUAAUAGAUCUAAUAUUACACAAUCUCAAAAUUCUAUUCAAACUAUAUCUUCUCAGCCCGAUGUGCACCCUUUCUUUAAAGAUCCAUCAGCUGGAAGAUAUAUUGUACUUUAUACUUUUGUCGCUAGAGAUGAAAAUGAUGUUAGUGUAGAAAGAGGAGAAUUUGUAACUGUGCUCAAUCGUGAUGAUCCUGACUGGUUCUGGGUACUUAGACACUGUGAUGGCAAUGAAGGAUUUGUACCAUCUGGAUUUGUAUAUCCAGGACAUGUUCUUCAUUCUUAUGCAACAACAACUAGUACAACUACCACUACUACUACUGCAGCUACAACAUCUGCAGAAACACAUAGCUUAGGGAAAGGUAAUAAUAUACCAGGGAAUGAGUCAUUGCAACAAAAAGGUUUACGAGAUUUUCGAGAUGAAACAAACGGAACAGAAUUAGUUGUACUUUAUGAUUAUAAGGCGCAGGCGCCAGAUGAUUUGUCAGUAAGAAGAGCUGAUUGGAUUUAUGCAGAUUUGGGAAAUCAAACUGUGGAUGGUUGGUUAUGGGCAUAUGCACCUAAGACACGCAAAUAUGGUUUCAUUCCAAAAGCAUAUGCCCGUCCUCCUGCUAUGACAAGCUUAUGAUACAAACUAUAAUCUUAUGUAUCUUGCACUUUUUGCAUAUAUUCAACUAAUAAAGUACUUUUAUAUAAUACUGCAUUUUAAACAAUACUCAGCCACAUGGAUACAUGAGAAUUAUUUCUAUUUAAUGUACAGUAACAUUAACAUUGAGUGUAGCACAAUCGGAUGUAAUGUGACAAAGGAGACCUUCGUGCAGGACUAUACAAUCACCUGUUGACAAAAUAUCUCGAGGACAUUGGGCUGUUCUUAAUGAAUUCACUGGACCUGUAUAUGUCAGGGAACAACGUAAUCGAGCAGCUAGUACUGAUAAUGGCAAUCGGUUCCGAAACUUUGGAUUAAUCUGACUACUGUUAAAUAGUCUUGCAACAGGAUCUCUUAUUAUGAAGAUAUAUCGAAGGAAUACAUACGAUAUUAAGCUGUAUCACAUUUUAGAAAAGAAUAAGAUAUACUUACGGGAGUUUAUUGGAAACUAAAAGAAGGGCUAGACAUCGACUAGAAUUUACAGAUAAAGCCUUAAAACUAACAAUCAGUGUACUUUUAAUGCCUGGCUCCACAUUCAAAAUGGGUACUUCUGGAUGAUCAAAAAUAAAAUGAUGUGUUAAUGCUGAAAAA
Messenger RNA from Megalopta genalis, 4690 nucleotides. The record is from RefSeq and is a predicted model, not a curated record. Lineage: Eukaryota; Metazoa; Arthropoda; Insecta; Hymenoptera; Halictidae.